UGCAGUCUUAGAGACGGAGCUAAUGCUACGUUAUUAUAACUUACGUCAACAGUAGAAUGCCAGGAGUUGCUGUCAUGGCGAGCAAGGGCCUCGCGCCCAAGCCCAAGGCUCGCUUUGGAUUAAGGCAGCCGCAAGAAGCAGAAAGCAGUUUGCCAGCGCAAGGACUGGGCGAGGCGUCCCAGCAGGCAUCGCAAGCCAGCCUGCUGCUGGACGACGUGGAGGGAGAUGAGGCCAUCUAUGCCCACCUGCUGCCUAAGGUUAUGGCGCCCUUUGAAACUCGGUCCGGAGAGACACCCCGAAAGGUGUUGAUUCAGAGGAAGCGGCGGCAGUUUGCAGCACAGGACGUAGCGAAGCUGGUGCAGGGCGAGGGCGUGGAUGCGCCCCCCGUAGAACUGUUUCCACUGGAGGUGUUCGAUAACACCAAUUACGAAACGCGGACACAUCAGGAGUGGGUGCCAAGGCGACCUGGCGUCCCAGCCACUUCAGCGCGGGCCCUCAUCGGCACCGGCGACGGUGGAGAACCAGCAUGGGUGCCAUGCACGGUCGUGGACUUUGACGAGGCAAGCAACUCGUACGGCGUAACGCUGGAUCCCUACCUGACUGGUGCCUCGGGGAGUCUGAAUGCCGAUGUAGAUGCAGUGGAGAAGGAGGGCGCCGUUGUGUGGCUGCCAAGGGUCAAGGUGUGCUUCAGCGCUGAGGACCCAGCGCUCUUUGCUCGGCGCCAUGCCGAUGCACAUCGCAGCCGGUCGCGUGCAGAGUCGCUGCUGCGGUACAACCUGUACAUCGACUCCAUGCCGACCGAUGACAUCCCGCCGCUAACCAACGAGCAGGUCAACCGCAUGUUGAGCUUCGCGCUCAAUAGCAAGCGGCUGAAGGACAAGCUCAUGGACACCAGCGCGCUCAUUGCGGAGGUCAACAUCGAGUACGCUCGCACCAUGAACAAGGUCGUGUUUGACGCGGCGCUGCAUGUAGCCCGGGCGGAGCGCGAGGCAGCGGCGGGCACUCCUUCUGGGGGCGGAGCAGAUGUGCCUGCGGUUCUGGGGCGACUGGCUCCCGCCUCUUCGGCGCCGCUCAUCCCCAUCCAUGAAGACUUCCCGCGCGACCCACCGCGGCCCGUUCCGGAGAAGGGCACGGUUCCCGUGGAGGGCGCGCUGGACUUCCCGCAGCAGUUCAGCGAGUUCAGCUUUAAGACGCUGCUGACCAAGCCAGAGGUCAUCACGGCCAUCUCCAAGAUCAAGGUGGAGUGCGCAAAGGCCGCCAAGAUGUGCCUCUUCAACACCCACUACACCAAGUCAGCCAGGCUGGAGGAGCUGGAGCAGGGGCAGAUCGCCGCCCUGGACAGCGCCGGCAACUACCUAAAGGACUCGUGGUGUGUAGCGCUGCGCAACGCUAUUCGCAACAGUUUUAAGGAUGUGGGCAAGGGCUGGUUCAACCUGGGGGAGGCCUCCAUGGAGACCUACGAGUUCUCCAAGCUACGCAAGUUCCUCACGCUGACGCGCUUUGUAAUGGAGGAUACCAUGAGGGGGCUGGUGGAGGACAGCCUUGCAAAAUUUGCGGCGUUCGUGCAGGGUUGCUGCCCACGCCGCGUGAUCGUGCACAGCACCAGCCUGGUCGAAAUCCAGGACGCCGCUUCCGCGGCGCAGCUGCCUGCGGCGGGCCGCAAGCCGCCACUAUUGGCGCUGGACCUCACCCCCAACAAGGAGGCAACGCGGUUCAUAUACAGCACGCCGCCGGACGCCAUCGUUACCAAGGUCAUGGCGCUUUUCGACGCAGCAAUAACUCGCACGCAGGGGCUGCACACGCUGGAGCCGGCCAUUAUGGAGAACCUCUUCUGGGCCACCGCUCCUGUGCUCUCGACUGUACACCCCCAGGAGGAGGGGGUUGUGCGACUACGUGACUCGCUGCGUGCCUCCCUUAUCGCCGCGCUGGUGCCAGUGGACGAGUACAUGGUGAAGUUCGGAAAGUACAUCCCGCUGCUGCAGCUCAACGUGGAGAGCUACGUUUCUGUGUUGGAGGCCAAGGGUGGCGACCUGUCGCUCACGGAGGUGCGCGCUGAAAUUAAGCGCGCCUCUGCGGACCUGGAUGCGCUGCUGGAGAGCGUGCCCACCGGCAUCUCCUUGGGGCUGGUGCAGGUCAACCUGGCCAAGACGCGUGAGCUGCUGGUGAAGAAGCAAGAGCGGCUGGUGGGGCUGCUCAAGCUGCUGGCAGCACGUGUGCCACGCCGCGCCAUGGCGUCCGUCUCGUCCAAAUUCGCGGAGAUUGACCGUACCCUUAAGGCCAAGGCCAACAACCUGGAGGAUGUGGAUGAGCAGCGCAAAUACAUUGAGCAGCUGCCCAACAAGAUCUCUGAGCUGAUGGCGGAUGUGGAGGGGCAGCGCGGCUGGUACGAGCUGCUUGACCAGCUGCGCUACUUGCUGCCCGAGGAGGACCUGCGGGAGAAGUUCGCGGGAGAGAGCUGGGGCAUGCGGCUGGCACGCCAGGCGGAGAGGCAGCUCGAGGUCCUUUCCAGCGACGAGGCGCGCUACAAGCAGGAGAUGACCAUCGAGCAGGACAUCUUCAAGGACACCAUUGGAGACCUGCAAGUGCUGGUCAGCAAUUACGGGCUGUAUACGGAUCUCAGCAAGAUGGAUGCAGUGGUGGCGGAGGUGCGCAGCGUUGACGAGCGGCUCCGCAAGGCCGACAAGGACGCCGUCGUCUUCAACUCGCGCGAGGCGCUACUGGGGCUGCCGCCCACCGACUACACACCGCUGCGCAAGGUCAUCGAGACGUUCGACCCCUUCCUGCAGUUCUGGACUACUGCGUCCAACUGGCGGCGGCUGCAUAAGAGCUGGAUGCACGACUCGUGGGAAAAGCUGCAUGGGGAAACGGUGGAGCGGGAGGUCACCAAUGCGUACAAGGUGUUGUACAAGACCGGCAAGGUGUUCAUUCAGCGCGGGUUGGACCGCUGCGCGGACAACUGCGAUGUUAUCCGCUCCGAGGUGGAGGGCUUCAAGAAGUUCGUGCCGCUGGUCCAGGCGCUUCGCAACCCCGGCAUGCGCGACCGGCACUGGGACCAGCUGUCUAGCUCACUGGGCUUCCGGCUGCAUCCCGACAAGAAUUUCACGCUGUCCCAGGGAGCGCAGAUGGGGUUGCUGUCGCACCUGCCUGUCAUCACUAAGGUGGCGGACGUGGCGGGCAAGGAGUACGCCAUCGAGCAGGCCCUGGACAAGAUGCAGCGGGAGUGGGAGACCGCAGAGAUGCAGGUGCUGGACUAUCGCGAGACCAAGACGUACGUGGUCAAGGUGGACGACCAGAUCAGCCAAAUGCUGGACGACCAUAUCGCUAUGACGCAGUCCAUGGCCUUCAGCCCCUACAAGAAACCCUUCGAGGAGCGCAUCACCAAGUGGGACCAGCAACUCACGCUGGUGAGCGAAAUCCUGGACCAGUGGAUCCAACUGCAGCGGCAGUGGAUGUACCUAGAGCCCAUCUUCGGCUCCGAGGACAUCAUGCAGCAGCUGCCGCUGGAGGGCAAGCGCUUCGCCACCGUGGACCGCAUGUGGCGGAAGACCACGGAGGCGGCCAAGAGGAAUCCGCUGGUGCUCAAGGUGUGCUCUUCCCAGAAGUUGCUGGACUCGUUCAUCGAGGCCAACAAGCUGCUGGAGAGCGUGCAGAAGGGUCUGGCGGAGUAUCUGGAGACCAAGCGCCUCGCCUUCGCGCGUUUCUUCUUCCUCUCCAACGACGAGCUGCUGCAGAUUCUGUCGCAAACCAAGAACCCAUUGGCAGUGCAGCCUCACCUGCGCAAGUGCUUCGAGGCCAUCGAGAGUCUGGACUUCGGUCCGGGCGGGGAGAUCAGCGCCAUGAACAGCCGCGAGAAGGAGAAGGUGCCCUUCGACAAGACCAUGAUGCCGCAGGGCAACGUCGAGAUUUGGCUGGGCGAGGUGGAGCGCCGCAUGCGCAGCAGCGUGCGGCAGCAGGUGAUGCUGAGCAUGGCGGCGUAUACGCAGCGGGAGCGCAAGCAGUGGGUGCGCGAGUGGCCUGCCAUGGUGGUGCUGGCAGUCAGUGCGAUCUUCUGGUCGAGGGAGGUCGAGGAGGCCAUUACAAGUGGCACGGUACCCGCCUACCUGGACCGCUGCUCCGGCGAUCUGCUGGACCUGACGGAGCUGGUGCGCGGCCGGCUGUCCUCCCAGGAGCGCCUCACGCUUGGAGCGCUCAUCACCAUCGACGUGCACGCGCGGGAUGUGGUGGCGGAGCUUGCAGAGGGACAAGUUCGCAACAUUACGGACUUUGAGUGGGUGUCCCGCCUGCGCUACUACUGGCGCAAUGACGACGUAUACGUGGACAUGGUGCAGGCCAGCAUCUCGUACGGCUACGAGUACCUGGGCAACACUCCCCGCCUGGUCAUUACGCCUCUCACCGAUCGCUGUUACAUGACCUUGAUGAGCGCCAUGCACAUGAACCUAGGAGGCGCGCCUGCUGGGCCAGCAGGCACGGGCAAGACGGAGACCACCAAGGAUCUCGCCAAGGCUUUGGCCAAGCAGUGCGUUGUGUUCAACUGCUCGGACGGGCUGGACUACCAGGCCAUGGCCAAGUUCUUUAAGGGUCUGGCGAGCAGCGGCGCCUGGGCUUGCUUUGACGAGUUCAACCGCAUUGACCUGGAGGUGCUGUCGGUGGUGGCACAGCAGAUCCUAACCAUCCAGUUGGCCAUCCAGGCCAAGGUGAAGCGCUUCAUCUUUGAGGACACAGAGAUCGACCUGAACCCCUCCUGCUCUGUCUACAUCACCAUGAACCCUGGAUAUGCGGGCCGUUCCGAGCUGCCUGACAACCUGAAGGCGCUGUUCCGCCCCUGCGCCAUGAUGGUGCCCGACUACGCGCUCAUUGCGGAGAUCUGCCUUUACAGCUAUGGCUAUCGCGCUGGCAAGGACCUGGCGCGCAAGAUGGUGGCAACCUUCAAGCUUUGUUCAGAGCAGCUUUCCAGCCAGGACCACUAUGACUACGGCAUGCGUGCCGUCAAGUCGGUCAUUACGGCAGCUGGCAACCUCAAGCGCGAGUUCCCCGAUGACAACGAGGAGGUGUUGCUGCUCCGCGCGCUGCGUGACGUCAACGUGCCCAAGUUCCUGUCGCACGACCUGCCGCUCUUUAACGGCAUCAUCACCGAUCUCUUCCCAGGGGUGAAGAUGCCGGAGGUGGACUAUGCCAGCCUGUUGUCUGCUCUGGGCGACUCGUGCCACGAGAUGGGUAUCCAGGCAGUGGAGCCGUUUGUGGCUAAGGUCAUUCAGUUGUACGAGACCACCAUCGUACGGCACGGUCUGAUGCUUGUGGGCCCCACCAUGGGCGGCAAGACGUGCUGCUACCGGUCGCUACAGCGAGCCAUGACAAAGCUUGCAGCGGCUGGAGAUCCCAAAUACGAGCGUGUGCGCGUGGUGUCUCUCAACCCCAAGUCCAUUACAAUGGGCCAGCUGUACGGCGAGUUUGAUGAGAACACACACGAGUGGACGGACGGCGUGCUGGCCUGUUACAUGCGCGAGUGCUCGGAGGACCCCAAGCCCGACAAGAAGUGGAUCAUGUUCGACGGCCCGGUGGAUGCGGUUUGGAUUGAGAACAUGAACACCGUGCUGGACGACAACAAGAAGCUCUGCCUGGUCAGCGGCGAGAUUAUCCAGCUGAGCCCCUCCAUGACCAUGAUGUUCGAGGUUGAGGACCUUGCAGUGGCUUCCCCCGCCACCGUGUCCCGCUGCGGCAUGGUGUACAUGGAGCCCUCGGCGCUGGGUCUGGAGCCGCUGCUGGAGUCCUGGCUGGGUCGCCUGCCGCCCGGCGUGGCGGAGCACCGGGACGUGCUGGCAGCCAUCUUCAACGCGCUUGUGCCAGAGGGUCUGCGCUUCCUGCGCCGCACGCUGAAGGAGACGGUGGCCACUGUGAACAACAACCUGGUAGCAUCAUGUUUCGGCCUCAUGGACGCGCUCAUGAAGGCAUUCGAGCGCGACGAGGGCGCGGAGCCACCCACACCGGAGGAGAGCGCAGCCCAGGCGUCCAUGCUGCCCAGCCUCAUGCUGUUCAGCGUGGUGUGGAGCAUCGGCGCCUCGUGCGACAAGGCCGGCAGGCACCUCUUUGACGACUGGUUCAGGAAGCAGGUCGCUGCGAGCCAGCUGGACUUGAUCGAUGGCGCCAUGAUGCCCGAGUCGGCCUCCGUGUACGACUGGGUGUACGACGUCAACGGAUCGUACACCAUGGACCAGUCGAGCGGCUGGGUGGUGUGGAUGGCCACGGUGCCGGAGUUCAAGUGCGAUCCCGACCGGCCUUUUGCGGAGAUCAUUGUGCCCACCUCGGAUACCGUGCGCUACACCUACCUGGUCGACAAGCUGGUUGCGGCGCAGCGCCACGUGCUGUGUGUGGGUGAGACGGGUACCGGUAAGACCCUCAACGUCGCCAACAAGCUGCUUAACGACAUGCCACCGGAGGUGCAGCCGCUCUUCAUGACGUUCUCAGCACGCACCUCAGCUAACCAGACACAGGACAUUCUGGACGCCAAGAUGGAUAAGCGGCGCAAGGGCGUGUACGGCCCGCCCGCUGGCAAGCGCUACGUGGUUUUCGUGGAUGACCUCAACAUGCCGCAGCGUGAGAAGUACUUUGCGCAGCCGCCCAUCGAGCUGCUGCGCCAGUGGAUGGAUCAUGGCGGAUGGUACGAGCGCAAGCCCCCCUGCCCCUUCCGUACCGUGGUGGACACGCAAUUCGUGGCGGCCAUGGGCCCGCCCGGCGGCGGCCGCAACCCCGUCACCAACCGUCUGCUGCGUCACUUUAACUUCAUCUCUUUCGCCGAGAUGAGCGAUGGCAGCGUUGCCCGCAUCUUCACCACCAUCUUGGGCGCCUUCUUCAGGAAGUACUUCUCGGAGCCCAUCCAGAGUCUUACUGAGCUGCUGGUGGACGCCACGGUGCGCCUGUACAACGCCAUCCGCGCGGAGCUGCUGCCCACCCCCUCGCGCUCGCACUAUACCUUCAACCUGCGUGACCUGUCCAAGGUGGUGCAGGGCGUCAUGCGCGCCGACCCCAGGUCCACCGGGAAUCCCAUGCAGGUGCUGUCUCUGUGGCUGCACGAAUGCUCACGCGUGUUCGAGGACCGCCUCAUCAACGACGAGGACCACGGCUGGUUCCGAAGCCAGCAGGAGGAGCUGCUCCGGAAAAACUUCGACUGCUCGUACGGCGACGUGGUCACCACACAGCGCCUCAUCUACGGUGACUUCAUGGUUCCCGGCGCCGACCCGCGCGUGUACAGCCAGGUGACGGACCUGCCUCGGCUGGUCAGGGUGGUGGAGGAGUAUCUGGACGACUACAACUCGGUGUCCUCCGCGCCCAUGAAGCUCGUCAUGUUCCUGGACGCCAUCGAGCACGUCAGCAGGAUUACACGUGUCAUCCGCUUGCCACUGGGCAAUGCGCUGCUUCUGGGAGUAGGCGGCUCCGGGCGGCAGAGCCUGACGCGUCUGGCGGCCUUCAUGGAGGAGUACGAGGUGGUGCAGAUCGAGAUCGCGAAGGGGUACGGCCCCAACGAGUGGCGUGAUGACUUGCGGCGGGUGCUGAAGAAGGCGGGUCUGGACGGCCGCGACACGGUGUUCCUAUUCACGGACACACAGAUCGUGCAGGAGAACUUCCUGGAGGACAUUAACAAUAUCCUUAACAGCGGAGAGGUUCCUAACCUGUGGGCCAAUGACGACCAAGAGGCCAUUGCCAACGCCAUGCGCCCCAUCAUGUCGGCCGCCGGCCUGCCCAUUACAAAGAUGGGCAUCGCCACCACGUUUGUUAACCGGGUGCGCGCCUACCUGCAUCUCGUGCUGUGCUUCUCGCCCAUUGGAGACGCCUUCCGCCAGCGCCUGCGCAUGUUCCCGUCCCUCGUCAACUGCUGUACCAUCGACUGGUUCCGGGAGUGGCCGGACGAGGCGCUGCGCAGCGUUGCCACCUCGUUCUAUAACGACGUGGACUUUGGCGACGACAGCGGGGCUAUCAUGCGUGGCGUGGUGGACUGCUGCGUGGGUGUGCAUCAAAGCGUGGAACGCAAGAGCAAGAAGUUCUACGAGGAGCUGCGCAGGUAUAACUACGUGACACCCACCUCUUACCUGGAGCUACUCACCACCUUCAUCAAGCUGCUGGGCGACAAGCGCAGUGAGAUCAGCGAGAAGCGGCGGCGGCUGGAGGUGGGGCUGCAGAAGCUGCUGAACACGGCGGCGCAGGUAGAGGUGAUGCAGCGGGAGCUUCAGGACCUGCAGCCGGUGCUGGCGGCCACAGCCAAGGAGGUGGAAGACAUGAUGGUGGUCAUCACGAACGACAAGAAGGAGGCGGAUGAGACCAAGAAGGUCGUGGAGCAGCAGGAGAAGGAUGCAAACGAACAGGCUGCACGCGCAAAGCAGAUUGCCGAGGACGCCCAGCGCGACCUGGACGAGGCGCUUCCUGCUCUGGAGCGUGCUCUGGAGUCACUUAAGAACCUGAGUCGCAACGACAUCGUGGAGGUCAAGUCGCUGCAGAACCCGCCCGCAGGUGUGCGCACUGUCAUGGAGGCGACUUGCAUCAUGUUCGAUGAGAAGCCCAAGAUGAUCAACGACCCUAUCAACGUCGGCAAGAAGGUUAUUGACUACUGGGAGCCCGCCAAGAAGCUGCUCAACGACCCGACAAAGUUCUUGGAAAGCCUGUUCUCGUACGACAAGGACAACAUCCCUGACCACGUCAUCAAGAAGAUUGAACCCUACAUCCAGCGCGACGACUUCACUGCUGAGGCCAUCAGCAAGGUGUCCAAGGCUUGCACCUCCAUCUGCAUGUGGGUGCGCGCCAUGUACGUCUACCACAACGUGGCACUCUCCGUGGCGCCCAAGCGCGCGGCGCUGUCGGCGGCCCAGGAGCAGCUGAACGCCACCAUGGAGGCGCUGCGGGGCGCGCAGAACAAGCUGAAGGGUGUGGAGGACAAGAUCGCGGCGCUGGAGACAGACUACGACGAGGCCACCGCCAAGAAGGCCUCGCUGGCGCAGCAGGUGCUGCGCUGCACGGUGCAGCUGCAGCGCGCGGAUAAGCUGAUUGGCGGGCUGGGUGGCGAGAGGGUGCGGUGGCAGGCUACUGUUGACCAGCUGAGCUCGGAUCUUGUCAACGUGGUGGGCGAUGUGGUGCUGUCGGCGGCCACGAUUGCCUACUCGGGCCCCUUCACGCCGCUCUACCGCUCCGCGCUGCUGGCGGAGUGGAGCACCUUCCUCACGGAGGCAGGGGUGCCCGCGACACCCAAUGCAUCUCUGCUCACCACGCUGCAGGACCCUGUCAAAGUCCGGUCGUGGACCAUCGCGGGUCUGCCUACCGACACGCAGUCCGUGGAGAACGGCAUUAUCGUGUCCAAGGCGCGCCGCUGGCCGCUCAUGAUCGACCCACAGGGCCAAGCCAACAAGUGGAUCAAGAACAUGGAGCGCGACAGCGGGCUGGACGUCAUCAAGCUCUCCGACAGGGACUUCCUGCGCACACUGGAGAACGGAGUGCGCUUCGGACGUGCUGUGCUGCUGGAAAACAUCGGCGAGACUCUUGACGCUGCCCUGGAGCCGCUGCUUCUGAAGCAAACGUUCAAGCAGGGCGGUAGCGAGGUGAUCAAGAUUGGUGAUAACAUCAUCCCCUACCACCCCGACUUCCGCUUCUACAUGACCACCAAGCUGCGCAACCCGCACUAUGCACCCGAGGUAUCGGUCAAGGUGUCGCUGCUCAACUUCUUCGUCACGCCGGAGGGUCUGGAGGACCAGCUGCUGGGUACAGUGGUGACGCAGGAGCGGCCCGACCUGGCCAACCUCAAGAGCCAGCUGGUGGUGUCCAACGCCAAGAUGAAGAAGGAGCUGUCCGACAUCGAGGACCGCAUCCUGGCGCUGCUGUCCGCCUCCUCGGGCAACAUCCUGGACGACGAGGAGCUCAUCAACACGCUCGCGCAGUCCAAGGUGACCAGUAACGAGAUCGCGGCCAAGGUGGCGGAGGCGGAGGCCACAGAGCGUGAGAUCGACGAGACGCGUGAGCUGUACCGCCCGGUGGCGCUGCGCUCCUCGCUGCUGUUCUUCGCCAUCUCCGACCUAGCGCUGGUGGACCCCAUGUACCAGUACAGCCUCGCAUGGUUCAUCUCGCUGUUCGUACGUGGCAUCGAGGAGGCACCCAAGUCCGCCUCCGUGGAGCAGCGUGGUGAGAACCUGAACGAGUACUUCACCUACAGCCUCUACGUCAACAUCUGCCGCUCGCUGUUCGAGGCGCACAAGCUCAUGUUCUCGCUGCUGCUGGCCAUCAAGAUACUGCAGAACCAGGGCCGCAUUGACGGGCGCGAGUGGCGUUUCCUGCUUGCGGGCCCCACCAGCAGCGAAGCCACGCAGCCCAACCCCGCCUCCGACUGGCUCACGGACAAGGCGUGGACCGAGCUGCUGAACCUCAGCAACCUGCCCACGUUCAAGGGCUUUGCUGAGCACGUGGCCGCCAACCUGCCGCACUACCGCGCCAUCUUCGACUCCAACGAAGCCCACGAGCUGCCGCUGGCGGAGCCCUGGCAGGACAACCUGGACUCCUUCCAGAAGCUGUGCUUCCUCAGGUGUCUACGCCCCGACAAGGUGACAGGCGCCGUGCAGGCGUUCGUGUCGGAGCACCUGGGGCAGCGCUUUAUCGAGCCGCCGCCCUUCGACCUGGCGACCUGCUACAAGGAGAGCAGCCCCGCGGUGCCGCUCAUCUUCGUGCUCAGCCCGGGAGCGGACCCCAUGGCGGACCUGCUCAAGCUGGCGGAGGAGAUGAAGUUCAGCCGCAAGUUCGAGAAGGUGUCUCUGGGCCAGGGGCAGGGACCCAAGGCGGAGAAGCUGCUGGAGGCGGGCAUGGAGCGCGGCAUCUGGGUGUGCUUGCAGAACUGCCACCUUGCGGUCAGCUGGAUGCCCACCUUGGAGCGCAUCGUGGAGUCCAUCGCGCCCGACCGGGUGCACAAGGACUUCAGGCUGUGGCUCACCUCCAUGCCCAGCCCGGACUUCCCGGUAGCCAUCCUGCAGAACGGCGUCAAGAUGACUCUGGAGCCGCCCAAGGGCCUGAAGAGCAACCUGGUGCGGCAGUACAACCGCCUCACGGACGCCUACCUCGCCGCCUCCACCAAGCCCGACCAGUGGCGCCGCCUCGUGUUCGGCCUCUGCCUCUUCCACGCAGUCAUCCAGGACCGUCGUAAGUUCGGUCCGCUGGGCUGGAACAUCCGCUACGACUUCACGGAUGGCGACCUCAACGUGUCGCUGGCGCAGCUGCAGGAGUACCUGGACAAGUAUGAUGAGAUCCCGUUCAAGGUCUUGCGCUUCCUUUUCACGGAAAUCAACUACGGCGGUCGCGUGACAGACGACAAGGACCGCCGCCUGAUUAACAACCUCAUCUACACCUUCUGCGGCCCGCAAAUCCUGCAGCCCGGCUACCCCUUCAGCCCCAGCGGCACCUACGCCACCCCGCCCGAGGCCGCCGUGUCCGUGCGCGACCACCUGGACCUGCUGCGUGCCUACCCCAUCGUGCCCAAGCCCGAGAUCUUCGGGCUGCACGAGAACGCCGACAUCACGUGCGACCAGAAUGAGACCUACGACAUGUUCUCCACCGUGCUGUCCCUGCAACCGCGCAUCGCGUCAGGCGGCGGCCAGAGCCAGGAGUCCGUGAUCGCCUCCCUGGCUGCCGACAUCCAGGCCCGCCUGCCACCGCAGUUCGACGUGGAGGCCGUCAUCACGCGCUACCCCACCACCUACAAGGAGUCCAUGAACACCGUGCUCACACAGGAGUGCAUCCGCUACAACGCGCUGCUGGCGGUGAUGAAGCGCAGCCUGACGGAGACCAUCAAGGCGCUGAAGGGGCUGGUGGUCAUGAGUCCGGAGCUGGAGGGGGUCGCAUACAGCAUGUACGACAACCAGGUUCCGGAGCUGUGGGCCUCUCGCGCCUACCCCUCGCUCAAGCCGCUGUCCGCCUGGGUGGUGGACCUGCUGGAGCGUUGCGUCUUCAUCUCCAACUGGGUGACGCGCGGCACACCCUCGGUGUACUGGGUCAGCGGCUUCUUCUUCCCACAGGCCUUCCUGACGGGUACGCUGCAGAACUUUGCUCGCAAGUACACCUACCCCAUUGACACGGUGUCGUUUGGCUUCCAAGUGAUGGACUCGCUGAUCGAGGCGGCUGUCGACAGUGGCCCCGAGGACGGCUGCUUCAUUCGGGGGCUGUUCAUGGAGGGAGCGAGAUGGGACUCGACGACCCAUGUGGUGGCCGAGUCGCGCCCCAAGGAGCUCUACACCGAGAUGCCCAUCAUUUGGCUGCGACCCGAGCAGUUCCGCAAGAAGCCCCCCACCAGCGGCUCUCCCACGGACGGCAAUCUGGUGGUGUACGAGUGCCCCGUCUACAAGACCCUCACGCGCGCCGGCACGCUGUCCACCACCGGCCACUCCACCAACUUCGUGAUGUACCUGGAGCUGCCCUCCGACCGGCCGCAAGGGCACUGGAUCAACAGAGGAGUGGCGCUCUUUACCGGCCUCGCGUUCUGA
This is a messenger RNA of Astrephomene gubernaculifera, 12497 nucleotides long. The record is from the annotation of a GenBank genome assembly. NCBI's taxonomy places the organism in Eukaryota, Viridiplantae, Chlorophyta, Chlorophyceae, Chlamydomonadales, Astrephomenaceae.